GCUUGGGGAACAAAGGUUGUACAAGCUUUUGUCAUUCAUCGUUUCUCAAGGUACAGCUGUUGUUGGGGGAGAAUGAUGCAAGUGGUAGCAUCUACGAUGACCUAUGAGCUAACUGUCAAAUCCCAGUGAGCGACCCUGUCUGAUCGGUGAAUGAAUUCAGGAGUUUUUUUCUUUUUUUUUCUUCUUCCGUCCGACGAGGUGCAAGACAUCUUCCUCCUCCUCCUCCUCGUCUGUGAAUGACCGACCUGCUCUCGGCGGAUCGCUCAAUCUUGGUUGCGAAUCAUAGUUUAUGAUUCAACACAAACUUGUACUCUAGCAGCGCGUAGCUUCCGAAUGCCAUACUCUCGGAGCUGUCGUUGACGCACACGUGAACUUGGCAAAUGACGACCAGGGUCCUACAAGGGGCUGUGAUGUCGGGAGAAAGCACAUUUGCGGUUAUAUUCCAAGGUGACCACGGGGUCUUCCCAGCCUGUAACCGCAAAAUGUGCUUUUCUGCCCAGAGCGAAUGGCGUGCCUCCACCCUUCGCUGCCUCCAUGCCCUCGAAGGAAUUAACCAACCGCAUGUAUCAAACGUGUCGCGUAGCAUCGAGUAGUAAAAUGCAGACAGAGGGAGAUUCGCAUGUGAAGCAAGAGGCUGCUCUCCUCUCCUCUCCAGGUAAACUCUGAGGCCGUUUGUAUGAUGUGGCAAGUGGUCAAUUAAAGCCCCGAAUUGUGGCUUUUCGAGGGCCUUUCUUAUUAUGGACAUGUGGUAGUUUUCUCCCUUCAAAUAUUCCUGCUCGCUGCUUCUCCCGCUUCUAACCGACCAUCGCUCAAUCAGGACAAACAACUUUGAUCUGAAAAUCCACUCCUACUGCUGUAGGAAAACUUUUGCGAGUUUUCAUAUUCCCUUCGCCUUCGUACACAGUCCGUACCCCCUCCCUCCCUCUCCCCUUCAUUAACUGCAACCUUUUUCCAGUUCUCGAGGCCGAGCCCAACACUCUCCUUUUCUCCAUCAGGCCAUCCAUCCAUCCAUCAGGGGUCCCAUGUCGGUCUCUGGCCGCAUUACUAAUUACGCUCUCGCUCUCUCGCUCGUUUCUGCCGUAUGUGCUGCUGCCUCUUCCUCCUCGCACCCAUCUUCAUCCUUUACCGUUACAUUGGAGACCCCACCUCACCCCAAUCUCCUUCUAUCCCCACUGUCUAGUCUAUACUCGCCAACCGCCUGCUCACCAUUGAUUUAUUUAUCCUCCGUAUUGCAGCCCCAAACUCCUCCCUCCCUCGCCUUGACUUGUGCCUCGUCAAUGUCUCUUCUCUCAUGUACAGUUACCAGUAGCCAGACCAGGUCUGUCUGUCUGCCCACCAGGUAUGGGCCGUACUGACGUGCCUGGCCCGAAGGUGCGUAGAGCACAACCAAAAGUCUUCGUGUAUUCGAGAUCUCGGAUCAUUCCUCUGCAUGGUCGAGUGAAGAUAUAAGUAAGUACUCGAGUAACGGAUUUUUCAGUAUGCGUAUUGAUUGGGGUGGAAUGAUUUUGUAGUGAAUGAGAACAACUGGAAGAAUCAAUGGUAUGAUGUCUUCAGACUGUAUACCGGAUUCGAUACUUGAUGCAGUUU
Molecule: messenger RNA, 1587 nt
Organism: Marchantia polymorpha subsp. ruderalis
Lineage: Eukaryota; Viridiplantae; Streptophyta; Marchantiopsida; Marchantiales; Marchantiaceae
Source: the annotation of a GenBank genome assembly